Daphnia magna is the source of this 1721-nucleotide messenger RNA. RefSeq names its product F-box and WD repeat domain-containing 11-B. The record is from RefSeq and is a predicted model, not a curated record. Lineage: Eukaryota; Metazoa; Arthropoda; Branchiopoda; Diplostraca; Daphniidae. The transcript is spliced from 2 exons. The coding region runs from base 238 to 1518 and encodes 426 amino acids. Gene Ontology annotation, molecular function: protein binding.
UUAGGCAUGUAAAUACGUAAACCUUGUAACCAGCUGUCAAAUGAAAGGUGUCAAAUAGGCAAAUUGUGUUUGUGCUAACAGAUGUUAAUCUUAUCUAUACGGCUUAUGGUUUCUUUCUUGGUUAGUAUUCUGUUGGCCAGCUCCUAAAAAUCUGAAUUUCAAAGCUUGGCAUAGUAAUCUUGGGAUCUGGUAGUUGAUUUGACGAACACUUACCAGCAACCAGCAAAAAGCAAAAGUAUGGAAGAUAUUGUCAGCCUCCUGGUGAAACGACACAUGAACUUGGUUGUGGAAAACAUCUUAUCUUUUCUUGACCACAACAGCUUACAAAGCUGUGAGUUUGUAUCCAAAACUUGGUAUUUGGUUAUUAGGAAUGGAAAAUUAUGGAAGCGGCUCUAUGGACGUGUAUCACAGAGGAAGCCACUUUUGCAGAAUCUUAUGAUACGCAGGGAACUUGAGGCAAAGCACGACACUGAGAAUGAUGAAUUCCUGUACAAGAGAUUAUUCUAUGCCCAACAGACCCUUGUACAGAAUUGGAGCUCAGGAAAGUACAAGACAUCCUUAAAAGCUCUGGGUGAAGUCAGUGUUUCCAUAUUUACGAUGGAUGCUCGUCGAAUUCUCUAUGGCUUGAGAACAUCUCCUUCAGUUCCUUCUUCCAUCAUGGUAUGGAAUCGCUGGACUAUGGAAUCAGAACAUUUUCUGGUGGGUCACCAAGAAUGGAUAACAGAUAUGCAGAUCUGUGGAGACCUAAUAUUCUGCUCUUACUAUGAUGGAACCAUUCUCGUGUGGGAUCUAAAAACCAAAGAAGUUGUCCAGCAGUUCCAAGAUCAAGAAGUAGUGGAUUGGGUGGUGAUCCACGCCGCACACGGUCUUCUCAUAACCUGCACUAGCAUUUUAUCUGGUCUCACGGAUCGAGAUACCUCGGUAACCAUCCGUCGAAUUCACAGCCCUACAGAAAUGGCUAUCGAAAAAACCGAAGAAAUUUCCAAUAUGAAAGUCAGUAUGCUCGUUUCGGACGAAAAUUACUUUGCCGUCGUUCUUUCUUCUUCCAGCAGGAACUGUAUCAAACUACAGUUACGCUCGCCUGUUGAUUUCCAGUGCGUUCACGAAAUCAGCAACCUCAUCUCGCACGAGGAUAGUUAUGCCUAUCACAGUGGCUGGCUAGUGACGGGAUCGUCCGAAGGAAUAAUCAAAGUUUGGAAUCCUGUAACUCAAACAUGCGUACAGACUUGGAAUUCUCAGGAGAAGAUAGAAGAUCUUCACCUCAGUUCCAAGCAUAUUGUCACGCGAAACUCGGACGGUAAAUUGUUCGCGUGGGAUCUUCCAAUAUCCGACCGUAUUAACUUACUAGAAAAACCAUCGCCAAGUUGUUUAUUUGAAAUCAAUGGUUCUGAAGAAGUCAGCAUGAUGGAUCCAUCAUUAAUUGUGGACGAGCUUCAAAUUCUCACCAUCUCGGUGAAAGACAUUCCCAAAACAGAUGCAUCAACUUCUGCGCUGACUAUCAGAGACUUUUUGAAUUAACAAUAAUCUAAUCACGCCUUUUUAGUAGUACAUCAUCAAUUAAAUGCUGCGUUUGACAUAAAGUGUUACAUUUAUUCAUAACAAAAGUUAUUUAUUGCUUACAUGCCUGAAGUUAUCGGCACUUUACAAGCCGCUUUAAAGCCUUCGCAUCCGUUUUUUGCUGUAUGCUGGUGAUAAAAUAAAUUAUCUACAUUCAAAAACUA